Messenger RNA from Plasmodium vinckei vinckei, 1335 nucleotides. Its product is annotated as conserved Plasmodium protein, unknown function. NCBI's taxonomy places the organism in Eukaryota, Apicomplexa, Aconoidasida, Haemosporida, Plasmodiidae. Gene Ontology annotation, biological process: cilium-dependent cell motility; regulation of cilium movement; axonemal dynein complex assembly. The record is from RefSeq and is a predicted model, not a curated record. Gene Ontology annotation, cellular component: axonemal dynein complex; axoneme. The transcript has 10 exons. The coding region runs from base 1 to 1335 and encodes 444 amino acids.
AUGCAACAAAAUAAUCUUAAGAAUAAAAAAAAGAUUGUUAAAAAUGUUGGAAAUAAAGUUUAUAGUCUUAACAAAAGGACAAAGGCUUCAACAAAAAGAGCUUUAGCAAAUGAAAAGCAAAACGAGAAAAGCCCAACCAUUUUAAGAUGGAUAGUCCUGUUAAGAAAUUUGAAACUGAAGCAGCUGAAAAAAAAUAUAGACGAGGAAAUGAAUAACUACGAAAUAAAUAAAAAUAUUAAUGAUAAGAUGUUAUUAUUUUUAAAUGACAACUUCGAAGAAAAUGUAAUUUUAGAUAAAAUCGAAGAUUUGAAAAGAAGUAAUAUAAAUGUGUUAGUAGAUAUACAUAAAGAAAAUAUAAAUAAUAUGGAGAAACAAUUUGAAGAAGAAAUAAAAAAAUUAUUUAAAAAUUUUGAGGAUGAUCAAGAAAUUUUAAUAAAAAAUAGAAAUAGUAUAAUUCAUAAAAUAAACAUUUUUUAUAAUAAGAUGGAAGAAAAUCGAAAAAAUAGGAAAAGCAUUUUAGAGAAAGACGAGCAAGAUAUUAUGGAUGAAAUAUAUAAAAACGAUAUUGCCGAUAAACAUAUAUCAAAUUAUAAUUUCAAAAAAUAUAAGGAAGAGAAUGAUAAAACAUUUAAUCAGCUUCUUAUUGAAAGUAAGAAAGCAUUAGACGAUGAGGAUGAAAAAUAUAAUUCAAUAAAAAUGAAAUAUGAAAAAAAUCAAAAUAACUUAUUGUCUAAAGAAAAGGAGGUUCACGAUUUGGAAGCGAAAAUCGAUAACUGGAAGUUGAAGCUUGAAAAUGAAAUGAAAAUAUACGAAAUUCAGAUUGAAAGACUAAGGAAGGAGAAGACUCAGCUUCUAAAUCACAUAAGGACGAUUAAGUUGAUACUUCAAAAAUUGAAACAUAAUGAUAAGCAAAGACUAAUUGACAUAACUUUAAACUCAAGCAAGUGCAUAAAAAAAUUAGAAGAAAAUAUUACCCUUGCAAAUAAGUUGAUAAGCACGAACAACCUAUGCAGGAAAUAUGAAACGGAGAGAGAAAAACUUUUUUCAUGUUUAAAUUUGGGAGAGACAAAAAAAGAGGAUAUAAUAAUUGAGGAAGAAAAGGAUAACCUUUUUAGUGAUAAUAAUUUAAAGGAAGAGAAAAUAAGUCUGUUUGAGAAUUUUUUUAAGAGAAAAAAUAAAGCUAUUUUAGAUAUAAUAAUUUUAAAAAAAGAAUUAAAAUCUCUUAAGAAAAAAAAUGAAGAAUAUAAAAAAUAUAUUGACGAAAUGGAAGAUAAAUUAAAUUUGAGUAAAAUAGUGAAAUACAAAAAGGAGGACUUUAUUAUAUACCCUUCCUAA